Diachasma alloeum is the source of this 2634-nucleotide messenger RNA. RefSeq lists its product as uncharacterized. The record is from RefSeq and is a predicted model, not a curated record. Lineage: Eukaryota; Metazoa; Arthropoda; Insecta; Hymenoptera; Braconidae.
AUGAAUCUGGAUGAUGUGACAGUCAAGCGAACACGUGAGUUGGCAAGAUUACGUAUGAAAGAACAUCGAAAACGUCAGAGGGAACGUUCCUGUGACAAUCAUCGGAGAUUUGAUGAUGAGUUAAUGAACGAGUUGUUCAGUGAUAAUGAAUCAAAUGAGUUACUCUUAGUGAAAAAUCCUAACUCCCAAACAAUUGACUAUCGAGAAUCAGAAGAGAGUCAACUUUAUCGAUCAGACAUAACCUCAAGGAGGAAUGCAAGAGUUCAUUCUGAUGAGGAAACAGGUGGUGGAAUGGGUAAAAGUAUGAGUGAAAUAAGUGACAAUUUUGUGAAAGAGUACAGAGAUGAGACUGAUGAUAGAACCUGGCCUGAAUAUUAUUACGAUUGUGAAGAAGGCGAAGAUGAUCUCGAGAAGUCCAUUGAAGGAGAUGAUAUUCGUGAAGCGAGUCUCGCCGAAGAGGAUUUUUCCGACUUUGACGAUGAAAUUGAAGCACCUGAGAUUGACCAACUUCGAAAUUUUAUCGAUGAACUCGAUGAAUUGCACGCGAAUGGACUAAUGAUAAAUGGCCGAUUAUUCAGAAUUUGUAUCAAAGCUUUCGUCUGUGAUACUCCUGCUCGCGCCCUUUUAAAGAAAAUCAAAGGGCAUGGAGCAUAUUGGGCUUGCGAGAGGUGCACCGUUAAGGGAGAAUACGAACAGCAUCGAGUUAUUUAUCCUGGUGUUGAUGGUGAAGAGAGGACUGAUGAAUCAUUCCGAGAACAACGUAACCCCGAGCAUCACACAGGUGUUUCUCCCUUGCUAAAGGCUAAACCCGCUAUUAGUGUGUCUACAAUGAUCCCAAAAUACAAGUGUGUAGUUUUUCCAAGAGACAGAGGACGACUGAAAAGCAUCGAUGGCGUACCUUCAACGUGGAUUUAUUAUGAUCCAAGUGUUGACAAACUUUUCUCGUUUUACCCUGAGACACAGUCUCAUGAUCAUAAGAGGCGCGAAGAAAUUCAAGCGAUGAUAAAGGCUAAUGAAGGUCCCGACAAAUCUUGGACAGUUCAUGAGGUGGAAAUUCGAGGAAUAGCAGAAACUUAUGAGGAUCUUGAAGAGAAGCUGAGCAUCCUCAGCAAGCAAAGCUUCGCUUUCACUUCCGACACCGAUGUUUCUCCCGAGCAGAAAGGUUUUAUCGAGAAGGAGAAAUAUAAACGCCGAGUAAAGAGUAGAUCUGCGGAAAUGUCACAAUUGUUCGAGGAAGCACAACAGGAUCUCAAAAAACAAACAAGUUCAUCAGGUGCCAAAUUGCAUGGUGCUGCUAUACGCAGAACUACAUCGAAGCAGGUGGAUGGCGAUCCUGUUACGGAUUUGGAGGAAUCAGUGUCAUCUGCCGAUGGGAGCACCAGCACGUUUGAGGUCUCCCUAUCUUCGUCAAAACCGUCAAAACGUAGACUGAGUUGCCCGGAUACUUCUUCAGAGACAUCCUCACCUCAUGUGUCUCCACAAAAAAAAAAUAAAAAAGUUCAGGAUAAUAAACGUUCUCGAUCUAAAGGAUUGGCUAACACAGCAGAGAUAUCACAACAUGUGGAAGUGAACGCAAUCAUCCAGAACUCACGGAGUAAGGGAGUUGACCAAUUGAAAGACCCGACCGUGCCUGGACCAUCUAAGGAUCGAAGAGAUGAUUAUAAUAUGUUAACAUCUACCCCACAAAAGACAUCACACGAAUCAUCAGCAGAUUCAAACGAUAAGCCCAAACGAUCAGGUCGAAAAUUACCUCCGUCUCCAAAUCGUUCGACGAACUCUUCAUCUUCUGUUCAUUCUGGGACAUCUCCGAAGCCAAUGGAUACCCCUAGUCCAAGAUUUCCCCUGAAGGAUGUCAGCAAUCGACUCAUAACAGGAAAUAAUUCACGUGGAUCACCUCAAGGCUUGCCCAAAGGAUACGUGCCACAGAGAUCAAAAGUCUCGUUCCCAGAACACGUUGCAGAUUUAGAGGGAGAUGGAUUAGAAGACGAGGGAGGAACCUUAAAAGAGAUCAUGAUCAACUGUUGUCGACAUGUGCGCAUGAAUGGACAAAGAAUAGAUCGUCUUAAGGGGCAAGUUGUAGAAAUAAAAAACGAAAUAGCUCAUCUCAGGACUGUCCCCCAACGAGGUCAAUUAGUUGAUGGUUUUGAAACAGAAUCAGAAGGAGAUGAGGUUAGAGACGGUUUCAAACUCCCGUGUAAGACACUAGCGGAGCUGAAAAUCUUUGACAGACAGCUACAAGUGGAUAAAGCAUACAGAAAAAGAUUGUGCCAAAGAAUACAUGGAUACAUCGAUAAAGAGCGUACUAUUUCCCGAAACUUGGGCGAGAUUAUUCGCAAAUUUCUGACUCAGAAUGUGGGUAAUAAAUUAACUCCCCUGAAAAAGAUGGAGGGUAAAGAAGUCUUCAAGGAACUAAAAUUCUAUUCGCGUCUUGUUGCUCUUUUCGGCCUCAAACUUGGGACCAAGAAAGAACCGCUUGAUCGUAAGAAGUUCAAUGACGCAUUGAAGGGUGUCUUGAACAAUUCUGGAGAUUGGGAGGGUGGACGAUCCAAACGAGGAAAACGAACGAAGUCAAAACAAUCUAGCAAUGCAGAACUAAGUGAUGGAUCUAUGGAAGACAUACUCCCUGAAAAGUGA